AUGGCGACGUGGAUGGCACACGCGCUCAAUCUUUUCCUUCUUUUACUGACAUUUAAUGGGAAUCCCGGUUGCACAACAAAGACAUUCACGUUUCCUGAAUAUCCUUACAAGGAGACAAGCAAAAAUGAGCUGAUGUUCCGUGAGUUUGAACAAGCUUGCGAAGAAAGUGGUGCUUGCAAGACAUUGUCACAACCACGAAGCAGCGUCGCUAAAACACGAUGUAUACGAGAAUGUGUGUCACCCUCUUGCUACAGAGAAAUUUAUCUUUUUGAUCAGCUUGAAGAAGGCGAAAUAGAUGUAAGAUUGAACUCAUUUAAAGGCUGCUUUAUGCAACGAAACGGGAGACCAAAAAAAUAGCCCGAGGGAAGCGAGAAAAAUUCUCGCGUUAAAAAUCAAAGAUCCACGAGAACGUCGGGUCGAUUGUUACUGUAAAGAAGACUAAGUGAAGUAUCAGGGUCCAAUUAAUAUAGCUCAGCACUUUCUUCUUAUACUCAUUACUAUUACUAUUGUUAUUAAUAAAUACUACUAUUGUUAUUGUUAUCGAUGCGCACAAAGUAAUUAAUUAU
This is a messenger RNA of Microplitis demolitor, 566 nucleotides long. RefSeq lists its product as uncharacterized. Bases 1 to 357 code for a protein of 118 amino acids. NCBI's taxonomy places the organism in Eukaryota, Metazoa, Arthropoda, Insecta, Hymenoptera, Braconidae. The transcript has 3 exons. The record is from RefSeq and is a predicted model, not a curated record.